ACAGCCCACAGUUUUCAGUAAUCACUUCCUGUGUUCCAAAGUAUAGCUUUCCAUCCCUCGCCACUUGUUGAAACUCAGAGUUUCUCCUUUGAUAUUUUGUAAGGAUAGCAUGUUUCCAGAUAUCCCAAGCUCUUGGGCUGAGUUGGCAAUCCUAAGUUUUAGGAAACUAGAGGAGAAACAUGAAGCAAUAAACCUUGUCACAUAUUCCUGCCAGGAUUCAGGCAUUCUCCAUGGCCUGACAGUUCACCUGCUCUUUAGGUGUUUUGUUGUCUCUAAAAAAGCUCCUCAGCUUUCACAGCACAGAGGCAUGAUCUGUACUUGGCUCUCAUUUUAGGAUGCUUCCAUUGAUUCUAUCCUCACUAAUGUGCUUCAGGUAUAUUCCUUUCCAGGGCUUAGUCUGGGAUGGAAGAAUCUAUGAGUGAUUCCCCAAUAUUGUCAAAAACUUUAUUAUUUGUUUGCGUAUUUGUGUGAUUGAUUAAGGACUUUUCUUUGUAUCUAAUGAAGUAAAUAAUAUGUCCUUUCUUGGGCUCUUUACAUGAACCCUUUCCUUAGCAAGAGGAAUGUCAUCUCAAAGAAUUUUUCUGAUUGGCAGCAGCUCAACUGAGCUGAAUUUUAACUGUGCUGUACUCUAUUAUACCCCAAAUCUCUUUUCUUCUUGUCUGUAUUGCCUCAACCUCGAGCUCUACUGGCUUCUGUCAAAGCAUGCAUGAAGACAAUGGCCCGAAGUGGAGUCCUGGUACUAGUAUUUUUCACUGUGGCUGUCCUGAUGAGCUCUCAUCAAUCAUGGGCUACCAAAGAGGAGCAUGUGACCACCCACGCUGAGCUCUAUCUGAGCCCCAAUCAGUCAGGUGAGUUUAUGCUUGACUUUGAUGGUGAUGAGAUUUUCCAUGUGAAUAUGGAAAAGAAGGAGACAGCCUGGUGGCUUAAAGGAUUUGAAUGUUUUGCCAGCUUUGAGGCUCAGAGUGCAUUGGCCAAUAUAGCUGCGGACAAAGCCAAUCUGGACGUCAUGAUGAAACGCUUCAGCUGUACACUGAACAUCAAUGAAUCUCCGGAAGAGACACUGCUUUUGAACAGCCCUGCAGAAUUUCUACAGCCCUACAUCCUCAUCUCUUUUGUCGACACAUUCUCUCCACCAAUGCUCAAAGUCACAAGGCUUAAAAAUGGAAAACCUGUUAUCACAGGAGUUUCAGAGACAGUCUUCCUGCCCAGGGAAGACCACUUUUUCUGCAAGUUCUACUAUCUCCCCUUCCUACCCUCAACAGAGGACUUCUGUGACUGCCAGGUGGAUCACUGGGGACUCGACAAGCUGCUCCUCAAGCACUGGGGUAUGAACCAUCCCUCAAUUUUGAAAUGCCAAAUCCCUCCCAGAGACAACAGCGAAUCUGGUGUAUGCAUCCUGGGCCUGGUUGUGGGUGUGGUGGGCAUCAUCGUUGCUACCAUCUUCAUCAUCAAGGGUGUGUGAAAAGCAAUGCCUUUGAGUGCUUUGGGCUUCUGUGAGGCAACUGGAGGUGGCUUUGAUGUGGUCAGAGGAAGACACAUAUGGAGUUUUCUGAGUGUGUUAAGCAGAGUGGGCAAUAGGAUAUGUCGUGCCUUUAAGGGAAUGUGGUUCUCGAUUUGUUUUCCUAGGACAGAGUCAG
Loxodonta africana (African savanna elephant) is the source of this 1637-nucleotide messenger RNA. Its product is annotated as mamu class II histocompatibility antigen, DR alpha chain-like. The record is from RefSeq and is a predicted model, not a curated record. Lineage: Eukaryota; Metazoa; Chordata; Mammalia; Proboscidea; Elephantidae. The transcript is spliced from 4 exons. Bases 707 to 1462 code for a protein of 251 amino acids. Gene Ontology annotation, biological process: immune response; antigen processing and presentation. Gene Ontology annotation, cellular component: MHC class II protein complex; membrane.